UCCAGACUCAAAUAUAGCUCCCAAUCUCUCGCUUUGGACAGGAGAAAAAAACCAUGAAUGCAAUCCAACUAUAUAUGACGCCCAUGCACUUUGUUGUCUCGUGAUUGAACCAACUAGUGCCGGCCGCCUUUCACACCUCAAACACCAAGAAGAAGUUAAAAUUAUCUCGCUUCCUUGCUUGCUCUUUCCCAGUUUAAACCGGAACCUAUCAUUUGUAACUCUUCGAAACCAUAGCCCCUUUUACAUAUCAUACAUAACCGUACAAUGAAGAACGUUUCAAGAAACAGGUUCUUGCUUUGUUUUCGACCCGUUGUCGACAUGGAAGUUGUUCUCGAGUCCAAAGGUGUGGUCGAUCGGUCGGGCAUUCAAGGUUUUCCGUAUAUCCGUGUGGAAAACAAGGAGGGAAUUAAGGAAACGUUGACUCGAAAGCGAACCUUUUCUCGGGUGCUUAGAGACGUGAUGUUUGAAGCAAUAUCGACUAAGAAGGCUCAUGAUAGGAAAAGCUUUAGUCAAGAUUCGUGUCAAUCAAGCCGUCGUCUGUCCGUAAGGUCUCAUGAUUCGAGUGAUGACAAAUCUGUGAAUCCGGUAUCUGUGGAUACUGAUACUGAUCAAGAAGUUAGAACAAAUUCUGGGUUGUCACAUUCAUCUUCCCCUGUGAACUCACCCAGGUCUUUGUCAGGCUUUGAAAAGAAGCCAGAGAAGGUUAAGAUGUGUUGCUCUAGUCUCCACUCUGGCAUAUGCUUGCUUGUCAUUAGCCUUAUGAUCACAAUCUUGUGGGGAAGGCUUUGUGCUAUUGUUUUCACGUCGAUCUGGGUAUACUCCGUGCCUCGCCAGCACGUGGGUUUUGGCAGUGAAGAAAGAGUGAUCAAGUUACCAAACAUCGAAUCAAGGGAGAACCAUAAAAAGGUGAUAAUGGAAGGGCUACUUGAAAGGAACCACCACAGAAGGCAUAAGUAAAUGACGUGACAAUCCUCUUUUUCGUGCCUGAUCAAUCUUUCUCUAUGGUUCUCUGGUUACCCAAUUAAAAGCAUUCUCAGAGCACGCGAGACAAAACCACAUCUGUUUCGUCUGCUGCGCUUUUUCAGAGACUUGGGAAGAAGAACAGGACAUUCUGUUCUUCGGUUACUUCCCAGCUUUUUCACGUUCGUUUUGUCUUUUUGUCUUCUUUUCUUUUAAUUUUACUUUUUUUUUUUUUUUUAAGAAUGGAAGAUGUAAAAACGAUUGUACAGAGCUUUUGGUUAUUUACCGACUGUCAUUUUUGUUUUGAAGUUGUUUGGGAUUGACCAGCAUAGAUUAGAUUGCCAGAGGUUAUCUAAAAAUCGGUGGCAGAUUGUGCCCCACUUUCACAUUAUGGUGACUGAAAAUGGCUAUGCUAAUGGAG
This is a messenger RNA of Juglans regia (Persian walnut), 1381 nucleotides long. RefSeq lists its product as uncharacterized. The record is from RefSeq and is a predicted model, not a curated record. The transcript is spliced from 2 exons. The coding region runs from base 265 to 957 and encodes 230 amino acids. Lineage: Eukaryota; Viridiplantae; Streptophyta; Magnoliopsida; Fagales; Juglandaceae.